UAUGCUAAAAGUACACGAAUUCUUUUCAGUAGCCACUCAAUUAGCCUACAAUGCAGCAAUAAUUAUUAAUCAAAUAAGAUUAUCUGCUGAUAUUGGUUAGAAAUGGAAAGGAAUUGAUGAUCCAGUCACAAUUGCUGAUGUUAAAGCCUAAACUUAUAUUAUUUAAUAAUUGCAUAAACAUUGGUAAUUUUAAUCAUUUAAUAUACAAGGCCAUAAUUAAAGAUAGUUGGAGAAGAAACUACUGUAUAUGAUUAACCAAUAGAUUUACCUGAUACUAAUUGCAAUCUUUAUACUGAAGAUAUCUUUACUACAACACCUAACAAUCUUAAGGUUAGAACACAAUAUGAAAUAGAAGAUCUUUGUGUAUGGGUUGAUCCUUUAGAUGGAACACUUGAUUUUGUUUAAGGUGAUUUUGAUUGUGUCACCACUUUGAUUGGUCUAUCAUAUAAGAAAAAAGCUUUAAUGGGAAUUAUCUCCUAACCAUUUGUUAAAAUUGCUGAUAAAUAAUAUGAGUUUAAACCUAAGAUAUAUUUUGGUCAUCAUCCAUAAAGAAGAGUUUUUUAUACAUAUGAUACUUAAUCAUAGAUUCCCUUUGAACUUUUAAAACCAUCAUAUAAUCCUUCAAAUAUUGUAUUGUGUACACAAAAUAAAAGGAUAGAUGAAACAAAAUUAGAAAAAAUAAAAUCACUUGGUUGUUCUCUACUUUAAAUGGGAGGAUCAGGUAAAAAGAGUCUUACAAUAUUGGAAUCUAAGGCAGAUUUAUAUCUAUAUCUUGGUAUUAGGAUGAGUAAAUGGGAUAUAUGUGCACCUGAUGCCUUAUUUUAAGCAUUUGGAGUAUUAAAUUAUUAUUGAUUGAUUUAGGGUCGUUUUGUAGGAUUAGAAGGAUAAAUUUAUGAAUACAAUUCUGAAGAUAAGAUAUAUGAUAAUCCAUAUGGUCAUUUAGCAAGCAUUCAUAAUGAAUUAGUGGAUAAAUUCCUACCAAAAACCACUGGAAUGUUAUGAAAGU
Messenger RNA from Paramecium pentaurelia, 1006 nucleotides. The record is from the annotation of a GenBank genome assembly. Lineage: Eukaryota; Ciliophora; Oligohymenophorea; Peniculida; Parameciidae.